UGUAGCACGAGUUGUGUAGGUGUGAGGUGUGCGUUGUGCUCUCCCUCUGAAUUAGGUCUUGACACUCCAUCAAAGUCCUGUGCUAGCGCGUGCCUGUCAUUCCAAUUUCCAACAAAGUAACAUGGUAUAAUAAUUGGGAUACCUUGUGUAACUUCACGUAGAUAUGGAGGUGACGCGUGUGGUGGUGACGAGCGGCGGUGACAAGCAGCCUCUGGUGUCAUCCCCCGCCAGCCUCGCUCCCUCAUCCCCUGGCGGCAUGCCGUGCGUUCAUCAGUGCGAACAUACUAAUGGCGGUUUGCUUAAUGGAGGAGACUCUGUUCGCACAACUCACUUCCCCGCCCUCCGUCACGACUCCCCAACCAAGUGCUGUGAUGCCAGAUCCUCCCUUUCUUCACUAGGCAGCCCCACGCAAAGCCCCACCGCGAAGCACCAGCAGUCGUCGUACCCUAAAGUCCUGCACGCAUCUCCUCUCACAAAUAAAUCCACUCCGUCUCGUCGGUCCCAUAAUCCCUACUCGUCUCCAGUGGAUUCGGGUUCUUUCACUUCGCGGCAUUCCCACCCUGCCAUGCACAGCCCCAGCAACGGUAUCACCCUCAUGCCGGCCUCUCACGAUACCUCAACGAUCAUCCACGAGAAGAACAAAUCUGUAACCAUCGUGCUGGGCGAGCAGCAAGUUACUUACAGCACUCCGUCGCAUCAGGCUGUGCCGAAGGCGGCUAGCCCUCCCAAUGAUGACCAGUUCUCACUCAGCAGAGCUUCACACAUCGUGAGAAUAACAGGCGAUUCUACGGCACCUAAAAUAAAUUCAGUGACUUGCAUUGAUACAACUAAUGACGUGGAUACACUCAAGUCCAAAGCGAGACUUGACCGCGUUGUGCCCUUGCCUAACUCCUACCAUGACAAAAGCGUCACUAAUCCCAUCAUGACAAACAGCUCGAAAAAAUUGAGCUACAAUUCGACAGCGUUUACCAGCAGUGACAGCAGCCCGCACAGCAGCACCAACGGAGCCAUCAAGUCGUGGCAAGACGUGUACAGUACAGCCCACCUUCAGGAGGACGCUUGCGAGGACUGGAGACGGUCCACCUCCACCCUCGUGCCAUCCGUAAAAUUCAAGAGUGGCAAGCGCGUGACGUGGCGCGGUGUGGCGUGUCUGGUGAGCGGCGCGGCCCUCGUCGCCAGCGCCGCGGCGAUGCUCAGGCUGCCGGGACUCAUCAUCGUCUACGGCGCAGGUUCCCUGGUGCCGGUGCUGGUGGCGUGUCUGCUGCUGGUGGCGGCGCCCCUAGCGCUCCUCGAGGCGGGCCUUGCGCAGUUCAGCUCCUGCAGCGUCCUCGCCGUUUGGAGGCUCCUGCCGCUCGCCAGAGGUAUCGGCUGGAGUCUGGUGCUGCUGUGCGCGCUGUGGGGCGUCUACGCUGCGGGACUCACGGCGCCGUGGCUUCACUACUUCCUGGUCACCACCGCACCCCCUGCUGCCAUCCAGAGCGUGGAGGUCGGCAACUGCAGCUGGGCCGCCGUUGACAGCGCCGAUGCUGCGCUCCACUAUUACAGGAGCUGCGUGUACGGUACCUCUGCUGUAGGAGGCGUAGGCUUCAACUGGCCGCUGCCUGCUGGGGUCCUGGCCGUCUGCUUCUGCGCCUUCCUCGGGUCUGUGGGUGGCGUGGCUCUGCAGGCCUCCGUCUCUGGUGUCGCCCUCGCCGUCGCGCUCACAGGUGAGGUUACCCAGGGCUGCCUGGUGGGGUGGCAGCUGCUGAAGCUGCCGCGGGAGGUGUCCUUCUUACGCCUCGUCACGCCGCUUGUCACACCCAACGUCGACAUCGUAUCAUCGCCCCAGAUCUGGCUGGCGUGCAUGGGACAAUCUCUGCUCAUGCUUGGUCCUGGGACGGCACUUCUUCUCAACCACGCUUCGCACUUCCACUUUAGGUUCAGACUCAAGAGACAUAUUAGCGUGUUGACCGCGCUGAGCGUGCUCGUGACGCUCCUCGUUGCUGUCGUCACGCUGCUGCAGAUGAGCCUCAUCCGCGCCGAGGAUCCCGGCUCCCACUCCACAGUAAUUUACGCACGACGUGCCGCUCAAACUGCUCCCUCCUCCCAGUCUCCCAUCACUGCCCCCUCCUCCCACUCUUCCCGCACCGCCCCCUCUGCCCCACACCAGUUAUAUGGAGGACUACCGCAUUCCAGUGCGGCGAUUAGUUUAUUUAAAGUUCCUCUUAACCCGACAUACAAUCCUCUGGAGAGCGAGUUUGUAACAACAGGAGUACCAGAAGAAACUGAAUCUUUAAAAUUCCUCGGAGGUGAGGCAGAAGUAACCGAGCCUAUUAUCACUUCUGCAAAUUAUUCUCCUGUUAAUGUUGACCUUGAAAUGACAACUACUUCUUCUGCGUCAAUGCUCUCCGUUCUUCCCCGCUCGUCUAUACAGUCAGAAACAAGCGGAAUUGCAGCAGUCAGCUCCUCUGACUUGCUUACCUCGAGAGAAUUAAAUCAUAACGCGCUGUAUAAUAACGAUGGAACAUCGGAAUCUAAUUUUAUUGGAACGGCAGAAAUGAUUACGGAAGCUUCACCGCUCUCCACAACUUGCUUGUAUGCUUCAUCUGAGUCAGCCCUGCAGGCCUCUACGCCAGCUUCUCACAUUCCGUCGACGCCGACGAUCGACCACUGCAUCUUAAACAGCAUCAAACACGGCGCCUCUGGCCUCGGCCUGUGUGCCCACCAAGAAGUCUCAGUUGGCGGAGUGUUUCUUCUAAUGUCUCAUUCCCUGAUGUAUGAUCACGAGUCUCUGGAGUGGCUUAGGCCAGUUUUGGCUGCAAUUAUCUUGUGCGGCAUUCUGUGCUGUGGCCUGAGCUCCGUGUGUGCCACGCUAUGCGUUGCGGCGGUCGCCGGCCGCGAGAGCAGCCAAAUGACCGCACUUGUGGGCGCAGGUGUGAUGCUCCUCGUCACGCUGCUGGGGGUGGCUCCGCUAGUGGCUCAGGGAGGUCAUCAGCUCCUCUCGUUACUUGACUUGGGAGUCUUAACGCCCGCCCUCGUGUGGCCAGCAAUUCUCAUGACCCUUGCCAUCGCUGCCGCACAUGGCAUGGGCAAGAUACGGAAAGAUUUUAUUUUCAUGCUUGAAAAAGAUAUGUCUGUAGUGUGGGCAGCGUGGUGGGCAUUCGUCAUUCCUCUCUCACUCGUGGGAUUGUUUGUGUGGCAAUGCGUAGACUGGUGGAGAUUUGGUUAUGUGUAUCGCGUACACGACAUUGCGUCGCAAGCCCAAGGUAGUAAUGACGAGGCUGUGCUGGUGUUGUGGUGGCAGAUGGCGCUCAUCUGGACAUUGAGGGCGCUGCUGCUCCUGCCCAUUCCUGUCGUGGCCAUCAGAGUAAUCAACUCGCAGCUCGCAUACGGCAUCAAAGACAAGCUUGUGUCAGCCCUGCAGUCGUCGCGAGAGUGGGGCGAGUGGGGCCCUCAGGACCCCAUCGAGCAUCACAACUGGCGACGCUGGAGGGAAGACGAGACGCGGCCCUUCGCUUCACUGGAAAGGCGUCUCGCCAAUCGUCCUCUUACUUAUACUCACUCCACCCUGAGCCGUAACUCUUCGGGAGGCUCUUCUUUAUCCAAACUUAGAGCCAAGUAUCAGAAGAAGGAGCCUAUCGUUCACGCCGUUGCCACAGCUCUCUAAUAACACAGAUCUUAUUUUAGGCAAAUCAGAACCGCUUGAAAUGCACCUUUGUAGACGUAAGUCUUCCAGGUUCGCGAGCGUUAGACGGCCGUUUGAUGUGGGCAUUUUAAGUGUGGUAAUUUACUAAGGGUUAAUGUCAAUUCUUGUCUAAUCACUAAUUAUUUGACUUUACGAUUGCAAAUACUGAUGAAUCCGUACCGUGCCAAUUACUUGGAAUAAAUGUUGAAGUCAUUAACUGUAGCAUUUGUAAAUAGAAGUGUGCAUUAAUUCUGUAAAUAGUAUGAAAGUAUUGCUGAAGAAUUUACAUUAGAAAGUUUAUGCGACAAAAUUGCUAUUAAGUAUCAACUUUAUUUCCAUGACCACUCAAGUCUACGACAUCAUUAGUACUCGAUCCUUCUAAAAUUUCGUGUUUAGGAUGUAUAUUCCCUUCUACUUCAGGUUUAUCAUGUGACAUCACUGGUGAUGUUUUACUAGUGAACAAACUUUUAUGAUAGCUAUACAGAUUUGUUGCACGUUCGAAGAAGUCGCAGCCUUCUCUACGACUGGUCAGCACGUUACAUUAAAGAGCGACGAAGUCUGGCCAAGAUGUUAACUUGAUGCCGGGUAUUUUAAAUUGAUAUUCGUUCCUGUGAUAUUAAUGCAGUGAUUCAUGUUUGCUGUGCUUGAACAUAUUAACUGGCAGAGCAAACCUUCAGUGCCGAGGACAGAAUAAUGCUUGCCUCAACUGUGUGAUAUUGCUGUACUAUAUUAUUAAGUUUGUUAUAUGUUAUCUUUAUUAGUACAUACAUCGAUCUGAACGUGCCAGUCAUUAAGACAAGAUCGUGUAGACCAGCGCUCGACAUUAACUACCAUUCUAUUACAGAAAAAUACGAUUAUUUAUGUGACUUCCAACUUUUAAUAUAACUAAGAUUGUGUAGUCAUAUGGAAGCUUGUCGCUUCAGAACUUUAUCAACUUUGAAGCCGAGUCAAGAAUAAUUUUCUAGAUAUUCGAGAUACUGUAACGUUACGUCAUGAGAGCAUCGAACAUUCAUUAAGUAGCUUCAGGCAAAUAUGUUAUCAUGAUGCACUGCUAUUAUUAUCUGCUCUGUGAAGGAUCAUUUGUAAAACAAUUAAUGACAAUAAAAUUUUACUGCAAAAAGUUUCGUCCCCCACAUUAAUACAUAACAAAGGAUCAUAUAAAAACUUGACGUACAGUAAAUGCAUUAAUAUCUAAAUAUUGUACUUACUUACAUUUUAAUAGUGAAUGAAUAUUUAUGAAAUGUCGGAACUAAAAAUCCUGAUUAAAACGACGGGUUGCAUUUAUGGCAUUUAACCCUAGGUUGACUAAAAAGACUACGUAUAU
Messenger RNA from Hyalella azteca, 4988 nucleotides. RefSeq lists its product as uncharacterized. The coding region runs from base 164 to 3646 and encodes 1160 amino acids. The record is from RefSeq and is a predicted model, not a curated record. The transcript has 13 exons. NCBI's taxonomy places the organism in Eukaryota, Metazoa, Arthropoda, Malacostraca, Amphipoda, Hyalellidae. Gene Ontology annotation, cellular component: membrane. Gene Ontology annotation, biological process: sodium ion transmembrane transport.